Molecule: messenger RNA, 5716 nt
Organism: Pieris rapae (cabbage white)
Lineage: Eukaryota; Metazoa; Arthropoda; Insecta; Lepidoptera; Pieridae
Product: hemicentin-1-like
Exons: 17
Coding region: 241-2682 (813 amino acids)
Molecular function (GO): protein binding
Source: RefSeq, a predicted model, not a curated record
GGUUUAAACCUGUUUCAGCUGGUAUGCUAUCACUUUCCUGUGUUUACGCGGUGUGCGAUCAUGGUGAACUUUAGGACAUUCUGUGUUUAACAUUGUGUGACACUUUUUGCGUAUUGUGUGUGUAUUAUAAAACUGACUUGGAUGAAACUUUUUGUGUUAGGAUGUGGAUUUUGUUUUGGAUUACGGAGCGGAUGAAAAUGUAAUCCUAAGAACGGAUGUUGGAAUUAAAACUAAGUUGCGAUGGAGUGUUCCAUUGGCCCAAGCCGGGUAAUAUCCCUAUGGACUCUUCUCAUAGGCAGCUUCAAUAUUGCAGGGCUCCGUCCGGGACCGAGUGUCAGAGCUGAGUCACUGGAUGCGGUCAACCUAUCAGCAGUGUCAGGAGGCGACGCGACACUCCCUUGCGACACUCGCUCGCCGCAGCCUCCUGACGCGUUGUUACUUGUCGUCUGGUAUAAGGAUGACGUGCCGAUAUAUAGCUACGAUGGCCGAGUUAAGGGACCCACAGCGCAUUGGGCGGACGCGUCCCUCGGAGGGCGGGCAAGAUGGCACGCGUCACCACACUCCGCUCUCAAAAUACGUGACGUUGUCCCGACCGACCGUGCCCUGUAUCGGUGUAGAGUCGACUUCAAAGUGUCACCAACCAAAAAUCAUAAGCUAAUGCUACAUGUUAUAGAAUUGCCAGAAAAACCGAAAAUAUUUGACGAGACUGAUAAAGAAAUUGUCGGCGUUGCCGGGCCCUACAUCGAAGACACCAGUCUUAGACUUACCUGUGUUGUAAGUGGAGGUAAACCCAUGCCGCGCGUUCGCUGGUGGCGCGGCGACAAAAUGGUGUCAAAACUAGAUCCAGUCGAAGAUGGUUCUUUACUCAGUACGUUAGAACUAAAGAUACCAAAACUCAAAAGGGAGUACUUUGAGGCUGUGUACACAUGCGCUGCUGAUAAUACUGCACUGGUGCCGCCAUUGCGAGUCAAUGUGCAGAUCCAAUUGUAUUUGCGACCUCUACUCGUGGAGAUUUUGUCCAGAGAACAGCCGCUAUCUGUUGGUAAUGAAGCUGAAUUAGCCUGCAGAGCAAUUGGUGCCAGACCACCCGCUGUGAUCACUUGGUGGCUUGAUAACAAGGAAAUGACGGUCACUGACCCCCAAAAGGAUUCAGAAGACCGUAAUGAAACAAUAUCAUUUCUUCGAUGGACGCCUCGUAUGGAAGACGAUGGCCACACUCUCAAAUGCCGUGCUACGCACUCUAAACUCGAGCACGCUACUCUUGAAACCAGUAUAAAACUGGAUUUACAUUUUAUGCCGAUCGUGACGCUACAGUUGGGGUCCAAAAUGAACCCUAAUGACAUAGAAGAGGGCGACGAUGUCUAUUUUGAUUGUAUUGUAAAAGCCAACCCACCAGCGUAUAAAGUUGUAUGGGAACAUAAUGGACAAGUGAUGACACACAACCAGCGCGCGGGAGUGAUUGCUGGCUCAGCACAUCUGGCGUUGCAGGGUGCGUCUAGAGAACAAGCUGGGAAGUAUGUGUGCAUCGCUUCCAAUGUGGAAGGUGAUGGGCGAUCAGAACCUGUUAAUUUACAGAUAUUAUAUAAGCCAGUGUGUAAAACCCCAAGUAAUGCAAUAGUGGGUGCUGCCAUCAACGAAGCUGCUAAGGUCACGUGUGAAGUAGACGCGUUUCCGCCACCUAAAAACUUUCAAUGGGUUCUUAACAAUACAUCGGCAACAAAGGAGCUUGAUGCUGGUAUUUUCACAGUCGGUCCAGGACGAUCCGUACUAACAUUCAUUCCAACGGCUGAGGCGGAUUAUGGAUCUCUAUCUUGUCGGGCUACGAACCUGGCUGGCCAGCAAAUCGAGCCAUGUAGAUACACCCUUCUACCCGCCGUCAAACCAGACCCACCAACUAAUUGUUCAGCUAGGAAUUUGACAGAAGAUUCAGCGGAACUGCGUUGUGCCGCUGGUUACGAUGGCGGACUACAAACAACAUACUUCGUGGAAGCGUGGGCUGCAGGCGAGUUAAUCGCCAAUGUAUCAACGAUUACUCCUGUCUGGAAGCUUCAAGGCUUGGGCUCUGAGACAGCUUUGAAGCUGGUUUUCUACGCAAGUAACGCACGAGGCCGAUCAGAAGUAACUACGAUCAGAGUGCAUACGUUGUCAAGACUUGCCUUGCACACAGAGGCGAAAAGCAAUCACGUCGGUGUUGAUACCAGCUGGGCUCUUGGCAUCAUUGCAGGCAUCAUAGGAACACUUGCAGUGCUAGCUACUUUGGCUUUACUUGCGAGGAAACGUCAUAGGCCGCUCCAGUAUGAAGCGCCAGUGCAAACAGUAAAGGCGUAUAAAGGAUCAAUGCAAAGUGCGAACCACUCACCCAUAGGAGACGACAAGAACCCGGACGUAGUUCCUCUAGGAAAGGACUUCAACUGUACGAGAGAUUGUGAACGGCCACCUGAACCGCCACCCUACGCUGCAGUUGUCUCGCCACCAGUUGGUGCAUCCCGUAGCGCACACAGCUUGCACGAUACCAGAUCAAAUACACCCCAUACACCGAACACGCCAGCUUCUGAUGCUCAGAGCAUCGGAACAAUGGCUGAUGACCGGAGAAGUGUGACAAGUGGAACUCUCUCCCGGCGGAGAGAAGUCGUCACGACCAGGACACCUCUAUUGGCCAACGCUAGAGAGAGUUGUGUAUAAAUAGAUAGUCUGUAGAUAGAAUCCUCCAUAGUCUAAGGCCUAACUUGGAAAAAUAUUAUCAAAAAAUAACUGUUGCACGUUGUAAUUAAUAAGACACAAUCACUGGUUGUGUCACACAGUGGUAUUGAUUAUAAACAAAGUAAUUCUAUAAAUUGUGUCUUCAGUUCUUCAGUCAACGAGUCAUACAAUUAAAGCAACGAUUAGAUUUGUUUCUUGAAAAAGGUUUGAAAGGAGAGUUUAAUUUAAUUUUUAGAGUUUUAUUACUGAGACUUUUAUUUAGUGUAUCACUUUGGUUUAAAUACUGAUAAAUUAAAAGGGAACUAUUGCUGUAUCGCUUCAAAGUAUACAAAACUGAAAUAGAUUAUAAACGCAAUGCAAAGGAUAUUAUUUUAUUUUUUAAAGCUAGAUGCAAUUGAGAUAGAAACAAAAAUUUGAAUCGUUUUCAGUCAAACUGUGGAACUGUAGCUCAGAGUACAAAGGGGCUAAUUCUUUGAGCAAUAAAGAAAAUUCCUUACAAAGAGAAAUGCCUCGGUAUUCAAAUCAAAAACACACAAAAAGUCCUGGUAAUUUAAAAUAUUAUUAACGUUUAGUUACGAUAAAAUUGGUAAAUCUUCAAAUCUUUAUUACAAUAAAUUAAAACACUUAACACGUUGUUAAACGACUUGUCAUUGAUGAAUAAAACGCAUUAAAAUAAAAUCUAGUAGUUUAUUAACCGCAAUAAAUACUUUUUGUUAUUGUUAGAAAAAAAAACAAUGACGAAAAAUUCAAGCAAAUUGGAGUUAUUUUCUACUUUAACAAUUUAGAUGGCGAAUCGCACUCGAAUAAUAUUGGAAAAGCUUGUGAUCUUUUUUCUUUUGCACCGUGGCUAUUUCAAAAUUUUAUUUAAAAAACAUCAAGAGUACUAUGCCUCGUGUUGGGCGUCAAGCGGUGCAUAGGUCGUGAAUAAAACAUAGGAAGCUUGCAUUGACGCGCCAAGCCUAGAGUAGAAAUAGACAGACGUGACAAAGGUUUUAUAUUUUUUCUGCAUAUUUUUACAGUUUUAAAAUUCUUCGUGUUAUUCUCACUAUACUAGGGCUUUUGAACAAUGCGUUUUAACUGGUAUGACCUAAAUUACAAUAACGUUGAAUUUACAUCACAACUUUCUAGUAAAUAUUUCAACAAAUAACAAAUGCUGACAGGUUUCAUAGUAAGACUGUAUAAAGAAACGAAAGUAUCUUUUAAAUGUGAAUCUUGGGUAUUUGGUAUGGAAUGUGCAUUCCUUACGCUCACUACAUCUGUAGUCUGUCUAGUUUAUCGCCUGCGUAAUGUCUACGCCGUAGCAAAUUCUUGCAAGCCUCAUAUCCUACGCGUUUCAAGCAACUCACUCCAAAUACUUCACUGAAGUAUUUCUGAACAAAUUCUACCUAGGGUCCUUCAAGAAAAGAGUGUACCAACCGUUCAAAAACCGGCAACGCACUUCCGAGCACUCUGACAUAUUAAUAUCAAGAACGCCUCCUGGCCGUUUCUUCAAUAAUAUAUAUUUUUUAAUACCACUUUUCUUCUUUCCUAAUGGUCAUGAGUCUCUUCUGCAAUUGGGACACAGUCGAAGUGGAAGGAACCGUGCCCUUUGAACUGAAUCAAAAAUUUAUUAUUAAAAUGCAAUAUUUAUCAGAUAAACCAAAGCUAGUCCACUAGAUAUUAAAAAUAGCGUAUACAAUUUCUGCUCAAAUAAAAACUGUUUCUCUGUUGAGAAACGCUGUGGGAAAACCAGAAAACGGGCCAAGGCUGAGUUGAGCGCUUUUAAUCUAUUUGUACCAAAAUAAAAUAAUGUUGCAUAAAAAAAUUCUUCGCUCGUUAUCAAAUAUAAAAAAACACUUAUAUUAGCUAAGUAUAUUAUGUUUCAUUUCUUUUAUAAAAGACUGUUUCCAUAUUUGUCUAGAUAGUAAUGAAAUUUAACGGUUGUAUAUAUGUUUAUAAGUUAAGACAGUUAAAAUAAUUAAAUUAAUUUCACAGUUAAGUUUAAAGUUACUCUCGUUUAGUAAUUUUUUUAACGGUUCGUUUGUAGAUUACAGACAAUAAAGUCACAAAACUAGUGCAAUUCUAAUGAAAUAAACUUUUUUGAAAUGUUUGUAAUAUUAUAUAAGUGUUAUUCACACAUUAGAUGAGUGUUAUAUUUUAAUGAUAUUCUUUCAUAUUUUGUGAGUAAACAAUUAUAUAUUUAGCAAUAUUGAAAUUAUAAUACUACCUUACAUCUUACUUCUACUAACUAUAAUAUUUACAUACCGAAAAUAUUACCUCUUUUAAAGUGAGGUAACUAAUCUGUGUCUUCAAAAACAUCAACAUCAUUGUUUGCGCCAUGAAAACUGGACAUUACUAAUUAAAUCACAGAGAUUUUAUACGUUUAUAGACAAAGCCUAAAGAAGUAUACAAGUUCAAAAACCUAUGAUCAGCAUUAAGAAACUUUUCAAGUGUUUCCUCUGUUUGAUUCUAGUUACUUAAUGACCCAAUAAAGAAGCAUAUAUUCUAAGAUUUAUUCAUCAAAGGGCUAAAACCAGUUAAAAUUGAAGCUACAUAUGAAUCACCAAAAUCACAUUACUUGAAUGUAACUUUAAAAGAAGGAACGCGAUGAAACUAUUAGUAUCAUUUAUAUGUUCAUUUGUUUUAAUAUAGAUAACUCAGUUUAAUAGCGACUUUAAAUUAAAUUGUAUCCUUAUUGUGUUUCUUCUAUAGAACUUUUAUUAUAAAAUUUAUUAGAUUAUUUACUGUAAAUUGAGAUUGUAUUAUAAAUAAAUUCACUGUGAUGCUAUUAAAUUAUGUUAAGAAUUGAUAAUGAAAUUCUAAUUGUAAAUAGAUAAGAGAACUAUGCUUAUCUAGUCACUGUAAAAUACGUGGUAAUUGAAAAAUUGUAAUCGAAAAUAAUUUGCAAUUAAGUUUUAAGUAAAUAUCACUCAAUGUAAAUAACGUCAAUAUUCUUUAUGAGUUAUUGUUUCUGAUGUUCGAUAUCGACUUCACAUAUCGUUACUUUAAGCAGAUGUGUAAUUUCUUGAAAAUAAAU